Messenger RNA from Boleophthalmus pectinirostris (great blue-spotted mudskipper), 1927 nucleotides. Its product is annotated as tensin-1-like. Bases 1 to 246 code for a protein of 81 amino acids. Gene Ontology annotation, molecular function: protein binding. The record is from RefSeq and is a predicted model, not a curated record. Lineage: Eukaryota; Metazoa; Chordata; Actinopteri; Gobiiformes; Gobiidae. Gene Ontology annotation, biological process: fibroblast migration. The transcript has 4 exons.
AUGAGCAGGGUUUUCUUCCGGCGCCAUUACCCCAGUAACACUGUGACCUUCUGUGACACUGACCCUCAGGACAGGAAAUGGAGUAAACCUGAUGGAGGCUCUGCCAAGUUGUUUGGCUUCGUGGCACGUAAACAGGGCAGCACCACAGACAACGUGAGCCACCUGUUCGCAGAGCUGGACCCCGCGCAGCCCGCCAGCGCCAUCGUGAGCUUCGUGUCCAAAAUGAUCACCGCACACAAGAGAUGAGAGCGCGGCCCACUCUUCUCGGACUCUCCUACGCGACGAAUAUUCACAAAGAAAACCCCGCUAACUUUCCGCUCUCUCCGUCUCCAAGCGCCACGUACUUUCUUGCUUCCUGCUUUGAAAACUUCGGAAACUUUCGGAAAAGACAACGUUUUCGGGAUUGUAUUUUUGGAUGGAGUUCAGGGUGGACCAGAGGAAGUGCGAAUGCGGUGAGACAGUUUGGACACGAAGGGAAAGGCGUUUAUGUGCACGUGAUUUUUAUCAAUUUAAAAGACAAAGUUAAGUUGUAUGUUUUUUAUUUCAAGGGCUUUUAAAUCUACCGUACCUUUCCAAUAUGGCUACCAAAGAUGACAGAAGUAGUGGGGCGUGCACUGGGGCUGGCGAGGGGGGACAAAAUGGCUGCUCAGUCCGAAAUACUGGUCUGUUUUGAUGCUGUAGUUAUGGUUACGCUCUGCUCCGAUCUGAGCGACGUCUGUAUUGUAAAUAUUGAGUAGUAAAAAGAGUGGCUUGAAAUCACAACAUGCCUGAUUUUUAUACGUACGCAAAGCUUAAAAUGGACGCAAAAACCCAGGCUCGAACCCGAAAUAUGCAAACGAACGAAGGAUUCACCGUCGAGUAGCGUUUCUGUGCUUAUAGACACUUGAUGCUGAUUGGUCCUUCACUAAAAUAACACUUUUUGGAGAAAAUUCGUUCAUUCGUUGUUGUAAAAUUAAAAUAUUAAGAGUUAAAGAACAAGGCAAACACACUGUAUGUUGACGUAAAGCUGCACUGUGUAAAUUUUUGGUUGCUUGUUUCUAUGGAGAUGUCAUUGCUUCGCCUAGAAUGUUCCACAGUACGACAUUAAACACCUCUACUUUACAUUUAUUCAAUUAUUGGUGGAUUUAUAGCUCAAAAAUUUGUAAAAAAAACAUACGUUUUGACUGUGAGCGGCGUCGCCUCUCCACAGAUCUGACCUGUAACUUGGUCCGGUUUGGUCUCCAUGGACAUAGAAAGGUUUAAUGCCACACUGUGAAACAUUCAAGGCAAAGAAAGAAAAGCAUUUAGUUACACAAUGCUUUGACAAUGAAAUAUUUUAAAGUUAAAACGUGGCUAAACGUCUUUGUAACUUUCGGUUUAUAACAUUUCAGAAGUUGACAUAGCAGUAAGCGCUUUUGCCUCUUAAUCAGAAGGUCCGAGGUUCGACUCCCGGGCAGCUCCACUCUGGGGACUGGACCAGAGUCUGAAAAAAGAGAUUCUAAAGCUCAGUGGAACUUUCCUGAUUAAAUAAAGACUAAAUCCAGAAAUAACAAACCGUGACUGGCAUCUGGUGAGCUAUGAGCACAGUUAAUGUUACUCUAAAGAUGCAUUACAGAACUUUUCUUGUGGUACGCUACCUGCUUGUCUCCAUGGCGAUGUCAUUGCUUUACCCGGAACGUUCCACGGUAUAUCUAUCAAGCCGUUAAAGUUAUUCAGUUGCAGAGCUUUCUACUGCUCAAAAAUACGUGUUCAUGCUGCGAGCGGGGUUGCCUCUCCACAGAUCUGACCACAAUCACAAUCAUCGGGGAUACCGUAUUUUUCAGACUAUAAGUGCACCGGAUUAUAAGGCGCAAUGGCAAUAAUGUUGAAUUCUCUCGUCUAUUUUCAUACAUAAGGUGCACCGGAUUAUAAGACGCAAACAAACGGACGACUCUUGAGACUGAUCCUU